AUGCUGACGUUGGCGGGCGACCCUCAGAAGAGAGGAGGUGAAGUGGUGACCAUGUGGAUCCCGACCCCCAGCAUGACUCUGCCUCAGCGUUUGGUGCUCUAUGGGACGUGUGCUGUGGCGUUGAUGAACUCGGUGGGCCUCCUGGUGCUCUUGGUGCAGCAGAACCAGCAACGCGUCUUGUUGGAGCAGACGGAGACAAAGCUGACGGAGGUGGAGCAGAGCUCGGUGGUGGAGUUCCUCCAGGAGGUUCCGAGAGGAGCGGCGGGGCUGAGGGCGAGCGCCGGGGAACACCAGCAAAACCAGUAUCAAUACCAGUACUCCAGGAAUAAGAGGAGCGAAGAGCUGGAGAAGCAGACACAGCAGGAGAUGCAGGAGCUCCACCAGGAGGAAGGAAAGGAGCUCCAUCCGCAGGAGGCCAGCCAGGAGGUUGGAGAGGAAGCAGAGAAGAAGAUGAAGAUGAAGCACAAGCACCGACACGGCCAGAGUUACCACAAAGCACACGUGCAGGAUGACAUGAUGAUGAUGAUGACUUACUCCAUGGUCCCGAUCAAAUUGUUGAUCGAUAUUUGCAACAGCACCAAGGGAGUCUGCAUCUCCGGACCACCAGGACCGCCUGGUUUGCCCGGUGUGGACGGUCUUCCCGGCCACAAUGGGACUGAUGGCAUCCACGGACUGAAUGGACUCCCCGGGGCUGAUGGGAAAAGAGGAAAAAAAGGUGAGAAAGGAGAGCCGGGUGAAACGGGAGAGCGAGGAGAGGCUGGUCUACCCGGAGAGAAGGGACAACCGUCCAACGACGUCAUUAUUGAGGGCAAGUCGAGUCCUCCUGGCCCUCCUGGGCCCCCUGGGCCCCCGGGACCUCCUGGCCCUCAGGGGCCUUCCAGAACAAGGCACCACAGAGCCAACCUUCAGGCUGCUCAUAGCCUGGGGCUCUUACACGCGAUUCCAAACGAUGACACCUCAUCUGUAAAGGAUGCUGUGAAACUACACGAGAAGCCCGCCGAGAACACCGAGUGCCUGAUCAAGUCUCUGAUCAACCCCAGGAAUGUGACGAAGAUGGAGAGCACAUUCGGCACGUGGAUGAAAGACACCGCUCGGCUGGACGAUGAGAGGAUUUGGGUGGCGGACCACUUCUCUGGGCGCGUGGUGAAGGAGUAUCAAAGCAUUGCCUCGUUCCAGAACAGCAGCAUCAACGUGGACGUGAGAAAGUUCUACCAAGGAUGCGGCCACACCGUCCACAACGGGUCCCUCUACUAUCACAUCGCCGGUACAUCCAGCAUUGCCAGGUUUGACUUCCUCACCAAGAAGCUUCACACCCUCUCCAUAGAGAAUGCUUUGCACCACAAUCUCGCCUACCUGCUCCACAACUCCAAAACCUACUUCAAGCUGGCGGCGGACGAGAACGGCUUGUGGCUGAUCUUCGCCUCCAGCGUGGACGAGAGCAUCACGGUGGCCCAGCUGGACCAGAAAACCUUCUCCGUCACGUCCUAUGUCAACACCACCUACCCCCGCACCAAGGCCGGCAACGCCUUCAUCGCCUGCGGGGUCCUGUAUGUCACCGACACCAAGGACACCAGGGUCACUUUCGCUUUCGACCUGCUGAAGGGGAAGCCGGUGAAUGUGACCUUUGACCUGAGGUCUCCAGGUGGCGUGCUGGCAAUGCUCUCCUACAGCCCGAAGGACAGACACCUGUAUGUGUGGGACCACGGCUACGUCAGGCUCUACGUGGUCCACUUCCUCUCUGACGAGUGACGGGCUGAUCGCGACAGACAUGACUUAAGUAGCGGGAACUGGUUCUGACCAGUC
This is a messenger RNA of Cyclopterus lumpus (lumpfish), 1803 nucleotides long. RefSeq names its product gliomedin (gene gldn). Gene Ontology annotation, biological process: signal transduction. The coding region runs from base 1 to 1749 and encodes 582 amino acids. Gene Ontology annotation, cellular component: cell surface. Lineage: Eukaryota; Metazoa; Chordata; Actinopteri; Perciformes; Cyclopteridae. The transcript has 10 exons. The record is from RefSeq and is a predicted model, not a curated record.